CUUGUGGGGAAGACGAUUCAUCCUUAUCUCGUCUCCAGCGACGAUAGCCGUCACUCUUGACUCUCAAUCUGGGGAUAGUCUAGUCUCGCUGUCGGGAUCACUAUCUUUCUUGAUGGUGCUGUCACGCAUCCCGGUACCUCCGGGCCUGCCUUACUGACGGUUUAGCCCGGCAUUAACUGAUAGCGAUUUACUAUACUCUUUGGGAAACUGACAUGUUUCUGGAACUGAAGACGUAGACUGUUAGCCAGAUCAUGAUGACCGAAACGGAAAGACGUAAGUCUGGGGAAACGAGUAACAGUUUCCGAAAGAUUCAUGUAUAUAAACUGUCCUGAACUCGGCAUCAAAAAGACUUCAUCACUCACAAUCACAUUCAUCUUCACAACAGUCUCUUGGCUUCACUUACACUUCUUUUCCAUCACUUUCAUCAACAACCUUCAAAAUGGCCGCCCUCAACGUAGACACCCUCGACAUGUCCCUCUUCUUCGGCACCCCCUCCCAGAAGCAAGACUUCUGCGACUCCCUCCUCCGCCUCCUCAAAAAGCGCGGCGGCGUCAAACUAAUCAACCACCCCAUCCCCUCCACCUCCAUCCACGAACUGUUCGCCCAGACGAAGCGCUUCUUCAACCUCCCCCUCGAGACGAAAAUGCUCGCCAAACACCCUCCCCAGGCAAACCCCAACAGAGGUUACUCCUUCGUCGGCCAGGAAAACGUCGCCAACAUCAGCGGUUACGAAAAAGGUCUUGGACCCCUAAAGACUCGGGAUAUCAAAGAGACUGUGGACUUUGGCUCCGCGAAUGAUGAGCUUGUUGAUAACCUUUGGGUUCCGGAGGAGGACCUUCCUGGGUUUAGGAGCUUUAUGGAGGGGUUUUAUGAGUUGGCUUUCAAGACGGAGAUGCAGCUUCUUGAGGCUCUUGCUAUUGCUCUUGGUGUUUCUCCUGAACACUUGAAGUCGCUGCAUAACCGUGCUGAGAAUGAGUUUCGCAUUCUUCACUACCCUGCCAUUCCUGCAUCUGAACUCGCAGACGGAACAGCAACCCGCAUCGCGGAGCACACCGACUUCGGAACCAUCACCAUGCUUUUCCAAGACUCUGUCGGUGGUCUUCAGGUCGAGGACCAAGAGAACCUCGGAACGUUCAACAACGUCGAAUCAGCUUCCCCUACCGAUAUCAUCCUCAACAUCGGUGAUUCUCUGCAGCGGUUGACGAAUGAUACUUUCAAGGCUGCGUGUCAUCGUGUUACGUAUCCUCCUUCCAUCAAGGCUGGUGAUGGCGAGCAGGUCAUUCCUGAGAGAUACUCUAUUGCGUACUUUGCUAAGCCUAACCGAAGUGCUUCUUUGUUCCCGCUGAAGGAGUUUAUUGAGGAGGGUGUUCCUUGUAAGUAUGAGGAUGUUACUGCCUGGGAGUGGAACAAUCGUCGUAUUGAGAAGUUGUUUUCUGCUGAGGCUAAGGCUUAAUGAGGUGAAAAAAGGAAGAUGGAUGGCCAGAUUGAUAGUUUAUAGCAUAG
Messenger RNA from Fusarium redolens, 1503 nucleotides. RefSeq lists its product as uncharacterized. The record is from RefSeq and is a predicted model, not a curated record. The transcript has a single exon. Bases 440 to 1453 code for a protein of 337 amino acids. Gene Ontology annotation, molecular function: dioxygenase activity. Lineage: Eukaryota; Fungi; Ascomycota; Sordariomycetes; Hypocreales; Nectriaceae.